UUUUGAUUUAGACAUCAAUAAUUUAAUGGAAUCAAAAUGCAGCAAGUUGUGGUGUGUUUUGGUGUUUGCUUCAUUGAUAACUUUGAGCUCUGGCAGUUUAUCCCCUGACUACUAUAAGAGUUCAUGUUCAAAGUUACUCUCCAUUGUCCGACGUGAAGUCGUGAAAGCAGUGGACAAGGAAUAUAGAAUGGGAGCAUCAUUGCUUCGCCUCCAUUUUCACGAUUGCUUUGUCAAUGGAUGCGAUGCGUCAGUAUUACUGGAUGACACGUCGAACUUCACAGGGGAAAAGACGGCAAUCCCAAACAAAGAUUCAUUGAGAGGUUUUGAGGUGAUUGACUCAAUAAAAACGCUGGUAGAGGCCGCUUGUCCGUCUGUGGUUUCUUGUGCUGAUAUUUUGUCCCUUGCAGCUCGAGACUCGGUGGUUGCACUUGGGGGACCCUCGUGGGUAGUGGGACUUGGGCGGAGUGACUCGACCACUGCCAGCUUCGACACCGCAAACAACGAUCUUCCUUCUCCUUUCCUUGACCUUCCCGAUCUCAUCUCUGCCUUUUCCAACAAAGGCUUCAACACCAAAGAAUUGGUCGCUCUUUCAGGAUCUCACACAAUUGGACAAGCCAGAUGCGUGAUGUUCAGAGUAAGGGCCCAUAACGAAACCACCACCAUUGAUCCAGACUUUGCAGCCUCUCUAAGAUCCAACUGCCCUUUCUCCGGCGACGACCAAAAUCUUACCCCUUUGGAUCUCAAAACCCAAUCCUUAUUCGACAACGCUUAUUUCAAAAAUUUGGUCCAAAACAAAGGCCUUCUUCACUCCGACCAAGCUCUCUUCAGCAACUCCUCCGCCGAUUCUCAUGUCACUUCCUACGUCUCCGAUUCCUCUGCUUUCUUCUCCGACUUCGCCGCCGCCAUGGUUAAGAUGUCCAACCUCUCCCCACUCACUGGCUCCGACGGCCAGAUUCGUUCCGACUGCCGCAAAAUUAAUUAAAUUCACUAAUUACUUAACUCCUUUUUAUUACAUUCCUAGCUCUGUUUGUUUGUUUGUAUUUGUUGUUGUUGUGACUCCAAAUUGUCAAUCUUGUUCUGUUUUUUUAGCUCUGUUUGUGUUUUGGUCCAUCCUUCAUAUCACUGGCGGCGACUCUGUUUUUCUCCUUCUGCAUGUUUGUUUUUACUAUUCAAUAAUAAGGAAAAUUGUAAUGGGGAGCCAAAAUCUAGCAAUGGCUUUCUAAGUUAAAUAUGAUUUACUAAUUUCUUUUUAUUUUAAUUUUAC
Messenger RNA from Benincasa hispida (wax gourd), 1264 nucleotides. Its product is annotated as cationic peroxidase 1-like. The record is from RefSeq and is a predicted model, not a curated record. Gene Ontology annotation, molecular function: peroxidase activity; heme binding. Lineage: Eukaryota; Viridiplantae; Streptophyta; Magnoliopsida; Cucurbitales; Cucurbitaceae. Gene Ontology annotation, biological process: hydrogen peroxide catabolic process; response to oxidative stress.